AUGAUGCAUAAAGAAGCAGAAGUUUAUAUGGAUGACAUGAUCAUUAAAUCCAGGGUGACUGAAAACCAUGUGUGGGUAUUAAGAAAAGUGUUUAAAAGGCUCAGGAAAUAUCAGCUGAAGUUAAACCCAGCUAAAUGUGUGUUUGGAGCAAAAUCGGGAAAGCUGUUGGGAUUUAUAGUAAGUGAGAAGGGAAUAGAGAUAGAUCCGAAUAAAAUUCGAGCCAUCCGAGAAAUGCCCUCCCCAAAAAUGGAAAGGGAUGUGCGUAGUUUCCUGGGAAAGUUGAACUACAUCUCAAGAUUCAUCUCUAACCUCACCGCCAAGGCUAAACCCAUUUUUAAGUUACUUAGAAUAAUACUGCCAAAUGGGACCAAGAUUGUCAAGAGGCUUUUGAAAGGAUUAAGCACAAAAUGGAAGGUCAUACUUUCUCAGUACGACAUAGUCUAUAUGAUAAGAAAGGCAGUAAAAGGGAGUGUGAUAGCUGACCUCCUAGUUGAGAACCCAAUCAAUGAUUAUGAAGCCUUGGAUUUUGAAUUCCCAAAUGAAUAUAUUAACACAGUGAGCAAUGAUGUUGAAUGCCCAAAUGACGUGUGGGAAGUGUAUUUUGAUGGAGCCGUCAAUUUAACUAGUAAUGGGAUUGGAGCAGUACUUGUUGCCCUAGAUGGGAGACAUUUCCCAAUAGCUGUUAAAAUAAGGUUCGGCUGCACAAAUAAUGUAGCAGAGUAUGAAGCCUGUGUGAGCAGUUUACAAGCGGCCAUUGAAAUGAAGAUAAAGAAAUUAGAGGCGAGGUUACUUCUAGACACCUUGGAGAAGGAUUGUAUUGAGUACUUCCGAAAAUGCCAAGUUUAUGCUAACCAGAUAAAUGUCCCACCUUGUCAGCUCUACAAUCUCGCCUCACCAUGGCCAUUUGCAAUGUGGGGUAUCAAUGUGAUCGGCCCGAUUAAUCCGAAAGCAUCCAAUGGCCAUAGAUUCAUUUUGGUAGCCAUCGACUACUUCACUAAAUGGGUACAAGCGACUUUAUACGCUCACAUCACUCAGAAUACCUUUCUGAAGUUCUUCAAGAAUAAUAUUAUUUGCCGGUAUGGACUUUCAAGGGAGUUUAUCACCGAUAAUGCCAAGAAUCUGAAUGGUCUAAAGGUUCAGAAGUUGUGCGAUCAAUAA
Hevea brasiliensis (rubber tree) is the source of this 1158-nucleotide messenger RNA. RefSeq lists its product as uncharacterized. Gene Ontology annotation, biological process: DNA integration. The coding region runs from base 1 to 1158 and encodes 385 amino acids. Lineage: Eukaryota; Viridiplantae; Streptophyta; Magnoliopsida; Malpighiales; Euphorbiaceae. The transcript has 3 exons. Gene Ontology annotation, molecular function: nucleic acid binding. The record is from RefSeq and is a predicted model, not a curated record.